GGGGAGGGAAAUGUCCUUGUGCAAUUAUCCUGAUUUUUUAGAAAAACCCACACAGUCAGAAGCUUCCAUUAGCCUUUCAGGAGAAAACACAGGCAGCUUUUUUUCUUUCACAACUGUUUCUGUCUUCGUUUAAUUUGCCUACCUGUAGCUUGAAGUUUUGGUGUCAAAGUGCGUCAGAGAAAGGAAGUAACACCAGAAGUUUUUAAAAGAAGUAUGUCACUCUCUCUGCACUUUGUUUGCCUGCUCCUGACUGCUCUUUGGGGCAGCAGUUGUUUCGCUAAGCCCGCCCCAUUCAACGUGACCUUGGAGGGCAGUGGAGAUGAACCCGAACUCAUCUUUCCCAUCGCUCGCACCACCCAUGUUCCUCCAUCCCCCUCGCCACCUCCCAACAUAACCGCCACUUUCAUCCGCAUCAAAGACUUCCUUUUCAACCAGGUGGUGGACUUCCUGAAGGAGAACUUGCUUCUCAUCAUUGUGGUGACCUCUCUGUUGGUCGUCAUCAUCUUCAUCGUCUGCUGCGCUUCAGCGAUGAGCCACAAACGCAAACUUGAGGCCUACUAUCCUCCAAAGAACUACGCACCCAGGAAAUACAUGAGCCAACCUAGUAAAGCUAUGGAGAAACCACAUAACCAGAUUCAGGAUGGCAAGACGACAUCUGCAAAGACCCUCCGAGAACCCACUAAAGCAUUGGUGGGUGAGAAGGAAGGAAAAGAUCCCCGGCCCAAGCCAAAAGAGGUCCAAAUAGUGGAGGAUGUUGAAGUGGUGGAGAUGCAGAAAGAUGAGCCCAAGAAGAAAGAGGAACCUCAGCCUACCACCUCAAAUGCCGCCUCCAGUCAGCCGCUGGUCUGUACGUGCCACCUCAGAAAGGCCCAUCACACCACAGCGUGAGAGCUUUUUCUGUAACGGGCAGGAGUGACCUUGAUUCCAAACUUUUUCUGCUGUUAAAUAUAAUCUUUUGGUAGAUAUGAUGCCCACACUCUCUUUCUUUGUGCUCUUGUUGCUCUGCAACCUGUGUAUGUUCCACCUGUAUGUACCAUCAGAGGGAAUGUGUGUUCAACUCAUUUUCUGUUUCUUAAAAAAUUAAUUAGCUAAAUAAGACCAAAAAAAGAACAGGAAGUUGACAGUUUAAUUAUUCAUAUGGAAAAUAAACAACACUUGAAAUUAUUUUGUGAAUCACUUUCUUCUUGAGAAAAUGUCUCUUGAAGCUUCUCUGACCACUUUCCUUUAUUAUAUUUUACAAAUGAAAUGUCUAUGUGCAUGGUAACCCAUAAUUUAUGCUGUAUUUUCCUGAAGCUGUUAUCAGGUGUUGCCUGAUGGUUGUUAUUUUAUCUAAACUUCAUGACUUUCCUCAGUAUUGGAUUUAAUUAGCUAAUAUUUUGUCAGGUAUGUUUAAUUAAUUUUGUCAUAAAGAAAA
This is a messenger RNA of Labeo rohita (rohu), 1414 nucleotides long. RefSeq names its product transmembrane protein 119a (gene tmem119a). The transcript has 2 exons. The record is from RefSeq and is a predicted model, not a curated record. NCBI's taxonomy places the organism in Eukaryota, Metazoa, Chordata, Actinopteri, Cypriniformes, Cyprinidae. Gene Ontology annotation, cellular component: plasma membrane. Gene Ontology annotation, biological process: positive regulation of osteoblast differentiation; ossification; positive regulation of bone mineralization. Bases 214 to 888 code for a protein of 224 amino acids.